Messenger RNA from Pseudogymnoascus verrucosus, 706 nucleotides. RefSeq lists its product as uncharacterized. The coding region runs from base 59 to 520 and encodes 153 amino acids. The transcript is spliced from 3 exons. The record is from RefSeq and is a predicted model, not a curated record. Lineage: Eukaryota; Fungi; Ascomycota; Leotiomycetes; Thelebolales; Thelebolaceae.
AGACCACCCAACGUGUCACCACCCCAUUAUUUAGAACUCGAAUCUACACCCUAAUAAAAUGUUCCCAUUACGUGCAGCAGCGCGUAUCGACUCGUUAGACCAUCUUGUCCUAACGGUCAAGUCUAUCACCGCCUCUACCACUUGGUAUGUGAACAAUCUCGGCAUGCGAGCAGAGUCGUUCAGGUCGCCAUCGUCACCAGACGUCACACGGCACUCACUGGUAUUCGGAUCACAGAAAAUCAAUUUGCAUGAGUCGGGCAAGGAAUUUGAACCCAAAGCCUUCAAAGUGCUACCAGGAAGCGCAGAUCUAUGCUUCUUAACUUCGGACAUUGUUUCGGAAGUGCGUAAGCGCCUAGUGAAUGCCGGCGUGGAGAUGGUUGAUCUCGGGGCCGAGAAAUCCGAUGAUGGAGUCGUUGUACGGACGGGCGCGCGAGGGAAGAUCAUGAGCGUCUACUGCAGAGAUCCUGAUGGAAAUUUAAUAGAGAUAUCAAAUUAUAUUGAUGAGAAGACAUCUACAUAAGUCUCCGAAGUCUAGUACGAAGUGGAAUAAUCAUCCUUCUUCAUCUUUAGGCAGUGUUCGGCGGAUAUGUAUCCGGGUAGUAUCCGUGAAGCUCACGGGUAGGGUAUAUACCCGGCGAAGAUCUGACGGGUAGAGUAGGGUAUAUACCCGGAUACAUGAGGCUGAAUAAAAGCAUAUAAAAAUGAA